Aspergillus ibericus CBS 121593 is the source of this 1320-nucleotide messenger RNA. RefSeq names its product MFS general substrate transporter. The record is from RefSeq and is a predicted model, not a curated record. Gene Ontology annotation, molecular function: transmembrane transporter activity. The coding region runs from base 1 to 1320 and encodes 439 amino acids. The transcript is spliced from 4 exons. Gene Ontology annotation, biological process: transmembrane transport. Lineage: Eukaryota; Fungi; Ascomycota; Eurotiomycetes; Eurotiales; Aspergillaceae. Gene Ontology annotation, cellular component: fungal-type vacuole membrane.
AUGCCUGUAUCGGUCGGGAAUCGUGGGGCGCAGGCAGCAGAGUUGAAGGACGAGCAUUUGGGUAGUCGGCCAGUGUCGACGCCGGAUAUUGAAGAGGCACACACAGAUGAACUUCCUCCCGAUGGAGGGAUAACGGCUUGGCUGGUCGUGUUGGGUGCUUGGUGUGCAAUGUUCUGCAGUUAUGGAUGGCUUCAUAGCGUUGGCGUUUUCCAAGAUUACUAUCAAACCGUCAUGUUUCCGCACGACUCCGUGAGCAAAAUCUCCUGGAUCCCGUCCCUUGAGGUCUUCCUCAUGCUUGGCUUGGGUCCUAUUGUGGGCCGGCUCAGCGACACCGUUGGACCACGCGCCGUGGUCAUGGCAGGCUCAUUUUUGCACGUCUUCGGGCUUAUGAUGGCCUCCAUCUCAACCAAGUAUUACCAGGUACUGCUUGCACAGGGAAUUUGCAGUUCAAUAGGCCUCAGUGCCAUCGCUCAGCCGGCCUUGAGUAUCCUUCCCAGCUGGUUUAAUGCAAAACUCGGCACUGCCUAUGGGGUCAUGUCGUCGGGUGCCGGCAUUUCUGGCGUCAUCCUCCCCGUCAUGGUCAGUCGACUCAUCGACAAAGCCAGCUUUGGCUGGGCCAUGCGGAGUAUCGCAUUCCUCACCCUAUUCCUACUCAUCAUCGCCAGCCUUACCAUCAGGGAACGCGUGCCGCCACGCCCAGAGGCCCUGACCAAAGAGACCGUCCUGCGCCCGUUUCGAGAUGUGAAGAUGGUCCUGCUCGUUUUCGGCUGUGUCUUGCUGACCUUUGGCAUCUGGAUCCCACUCGACUACAUAAUCACAUCGGCAGUGGCCGCGGGGAUGCGGCCCAGUUUCGGACAGUGGCUGGUGCCCAUACAGAACGCCGGGGGUAGCAUCGUUGGACGUACGCUGUCCGGUCUCUUCGCGGACAAGAUCGGCACGUACAAUGUGUUCAUCUCGUUCUCCAUCUGCACCGGUAUCCUGGUACUUGCACUUUGGGUACCCGCCACCAGCAACGCCGCUGUGAUCGUUUUCGACGUGCUGUUUGGAAUUGCUUCAGGAGCGUACUUCUCUCUGAUUGUCGCCGUGGUAGCAUGCAUAGCCCCGCCCCAGGAGAUCGGAUACUGGAGUGGCGUAAACUUCAUGUUCGCCUCGGUCGCAGGACUUGCAACGGGUCCCAUUGCAGGCACUAUCCUAGCACAGGAUAACGGCUCGUACUGGGGAAUGAAGGUUUACUCGGGCGUUCUGAUCCUCGUUGGCAGCGCGUUGGUGCUGGGGACGCGGGUGCUGCAGACGGGGCUUGUGCUGCGAACCAGGUUUUGA